GGCCUGCGCGCUGCCGCUCCGCCGCCAGGAGCGCCCGUGCAUGUCUGGCUGGCUGGGUGACCUGCUGGAAGACGCUGCGCGGGAGGCUCUGCGGACGGCGGGCAUCGCGUCCUUGGUGUGGGCGGGCCAGAGCGAGCGGGCCUGCCCUGACUGCACCUGCUCGCCCUCCUUGGCGUGCCCUGCGCUGCAGUGCCCGCCUUGCACGCUCGGGGGCGCCGCCUGCAAGAGCUGUCCAGAGGCCAGCUGCCCGGAGGUGGCUAGAGGCCUCGGCGCGUGGUGGCUCGUCGCGGUGGUGGUCGCGGCCCUCGGCGGGCUCGCGGCUGGCUGCUGCGCAGGGGCCAUCUGGGGCGCUGGUCGACUGAUCCUGGUGUGGUACGGGGGCGGGGAGGCAUACUGGCACGAGCGCCUGCUGCUCUGCCAGGUACAGGGAACGACGUGGGUAAUCGCGACGCCUGAUGACGACGUCUACCCAGAAGACAUCAUGGCGCUGGGUGGCAGGCCUUGUGUGCGGGGCUCGGUGCCGCCCGCCAUACCCGCCAAUGCGCUGCUGUACCGCUUCCCGCCUCUCGGCCAGCAUCACACCAACGCUGAGUGGAGGCACAUCUUCGAUGACGGGAUCGCGACGGCCCAGAUGCGGCGAGCCGCGAUGGGCGUCGAUGGCGACGCUGCCGAUGCAGAGGCUGGUGCUGUUCGCGAUCGUGUGGCUGCUCACGGCUGGGUGGCAGGCACUGGACUACCUGGGGGCCAGCCAGCCGAGGCCGCACCUGCAGCCGCCGGCGCCGUGGUGCCUGCCGCGGCUGGGCUGCCGGCAGCGGCCGCCGCGCCCCCGCUCGCUGGAGGCUGCGCUGCUGUCGGAGGCGGAGGCGGAGGCACGAUCGUGGCUGGAGCGGCCGCUGGAGCGCACGCCCCUCUGGCUGGAGCAGCCGCGGCUGGCACGCAGUGGAUCGUGGUCGCCAACGAUGGCCAGCCAGGUGCUCCAGCGGUGGGAGCCGACUGGAGCGUGGACGCGAGCGCGGUCAUCCAGGGGAAGUUCGCCUUCGUCAAGCUUGGGUCGGCCACGCUCGUGCUGGAGCUCAUCCCCGUCGGCAGCAAGCUCAGCGUCCUCGAGUGCGAGCUGGAGUUGGCUGUGGCUGCCGCGCCCGCGCCAGGAGGGCUGGCUGCCGCAAUCGCAGGCCCGCAGCCCGCCGCCGCUGGGGUGCCGUCUGACGGCCUGGUGCGGUCGGCGGACGCCCGAGUGCUGCCAGUUCUGUAUGACCAGAUGGGGCAGCGGUUCCGUCCGUACGCCGACGGAGUUGGGCUGCUGGAGGAGCCGCCCUGGAAGGACUUCCCAGUCCAGGGCCCGAGGACGACGCUCUGGCUCUGCAAGUUCAUUCGAGAGCAGGGCUGCGUCCCGCGCACCAGGACCGAGAAGUGGAUGCGCGAGGCUCAUAUUCCAGACAAUGACAGGGUCAAGCACGAACACGGCAGCCUCAUGGAGAUCCUGGAGUGGGCCCUCACGUAUGACCAGCUGGGCGUUUCGGCAUUGGCCUCAUUCGAAUUGCUUUCGAGGAGGGUUCAGCUUCUGGAGGAGGCCUACACCGCCAACCCGAAGGCGCCACGGUUCGAAGGGAGUGAGCACUUCCAGGGCCUUGGCAAGAAAGUUGCAGCUGUGGCGCCGCAGCUCACCUCGCAUGUUGCUCUUCAGCUUCAGGGCGAGGCUCAGAUCCAGAAGGAACGACGCAAGGGCUUCGGCGAGAUUUUGUUCGAGGCAUGGCUGACGGUCGCCAGCGUGAUCUACUGCCCUUGCCUCGAGACCGCGGAUGGGAAGGCCCUCGUAGUCUACUCAGCCGUGGAGUUCGACAGCGUAUUUGCAGACACUCGCUAUGGUGACAGCGAGUGUGCCGGGAACAUUGCGCCGUUUGGCUCGGCUCCAGUCUCUCCGCCGAGUCGUGACCUGGUCGGGGUGGACAUUUACAGCGUCUUGCCUGAGGCCGCGUCGCACAAGGUCAAGCGGUUUCGCGACACCAUUCUUCUCAGUGAUGAGGAAUAUGCAUUACGUAUCAAGAACGAGGGGCUGCCCAAUCUUUACUUUGACCCAGUGCUGGAGGCACAUCCCGCCAAGUGGGAGGGUUUCUGUCGAGAGCUUCGUGACAGGAAGCUGGCGCGAUGGACUCGGACUUACAAAGAGAAGGUGGGCUUGUUCUUCGUUCGGAAGAAGAGUGGUGAUUUACGACUCAUAUGUGAUGCUCGAAGGAGCAACGUUCGAUUUGAUAUUCCUGAUUCUAUACCGCUUGCGACUGGUGACUCCCUCGGCCGUCUCACUAGCAGCUCCGAGCAGACCAUGUACUCUGCCAGCUUCGACAUCAAGGACUACCUCCACGAGCUCAGGAUUGACGAGGAGCUGUCGCAGUACUUCGUGGGCCCCAACGAGCUCAUCUACCCGGCGCUCCAGACGCUGCCCAUGGGGUUCUCUUGGGCGAUGUGGGCUGCCCAGCUGGUUCACGAGGCCGAGGUCGAGACACUGCAUCGCAAGGCCCUCGAAGGAGUUCGACAGGCUGGCUUCCACGUUCACGAGAUCGAGCAAGUCAGCACCUCCUUGGACAUCGCGGGCGUGCACUUGGAUGGCGAGAAGCAGGUGGUCACCUUGUCGGCGGCCAGGGCGCGGCGGCUCCACGCAGGACUUCAUGCGCUGGUGCGACGCGGACGCUGCGCGGAGCGAGAGAUGCGCGCCAUCCUGAGCCACCUCUGCUUCGCCUUCUUGCUGCGGAGGCCCUGCCUUUCUUGUAUCGCCGCGUCCUUUGCCUUCGCCGAGUCGGCUGGGGACGAAGCCAAGAACAUCUGGCCGAGUGUCAAGAGGGAGCUCCUCAUCGCCGCUGCCAUCCUGCCCUUGGUCUACGCGGACCUCAGCGCGGGCUGGCUCGACCAGGUGGUGGCUACUGAUGCUAGUCAGACUGGGCUUGGCGUUUGCGUCGCCGAGUGGCCAGAUGAUGCUGUGCGAUGGGCUGGCUGCCACGACGAGCGAUGGAGGUUCAAGAAGGAUCCACAUCGCAAGCGCCGUGAGGUCGCCUUGGCUGGCUACGACAUGGCCGAGCCGCCGAUCGACAGGGGCGGCGACCUCAUCCCUGGCAGCGAGGAGGGCGUUUGGCUGGCCAACAAGGGCUUCCCCGACAUCGAGCCCGCCUCCGUCACUGAGGCCAAGUGGGCAGUGGUCGCCAAGCGUCCUUGUGGCAGCCGCGAGGGAGCCGUCCAUGUCAAGGAGGCUAGGGGUGUCAAGCUGGGCUUCAAGCACGUGGUGCGCUGCGGCCGCUGGCGGCGCAGCAAGGUGCUCAUGCUGGUUGACAACGUGGCUCGUGCUGGCUCUUCAGAAAGGUCAAUCCUGCCGAUCGGCCUUCGCGACAGUGGGAGCCAGCGCUGGCGAGCACUGGUGCUGCAUGGCGUCCUCCUCCUGGGCUUGUUCAUCCUGGUGCCUGGGGUUGUCACGAGGGCGCCGCCGGCGAGGGGACGAACGACUUCGGGUGUGGUGACUCGCAAUGUGGCGCGCAGGCUCGAGGUUGCGCCGGCGCUGCAGCUAGGCCGCCAGGAACUUCGACGACGCGACCCACUGCCUUUGGAGGACGCAGGAUCAGGACCAUCCGAGCUGCCGAUCCUGCCCAGGCCCCAGGCGACGCCAGCCGGGCGUCGAGGCGGCUCGCGGAGAUCGCGGGUCGCAACCUCGACAAGGCAGGCUGCCGCCAAAUGCUCAGCCAGCAGCGGAGGCCUGUCCUACCUCGAGAGCAUCGCGGUCAGGCCUGUGCAGAUCGAGGACUACCACAGGCGCAUCGAGGAGUUCUUCACGUUCGUCCGCCGCCAGGGUUUCAAGACCGACACCCUGGACUCCUUGGAGGGGGCCCUCCUGGACUGGGCGGACCGAGCUUACCUGGGUGGCAGGAAGAAGCACGACGGCGAGAAGCUGAAGGCGGCCGUCCUGCACUACUACCCGAACCUCAAGCGGCCCAACACCAAGCCGCUGGCCAGGUUCGAGAGGCCCUUGAAGGCGCGGGGCCGCCGGCGACCAGCUCUGGGCCGCCUGCCGCCGCCAUGCCCGACCAUCUGCGGGGCGGCUGUGGCCCUCCACCUUCUCGGCCACACGGACAUUGCAGUGGCCGUGCUGGUCGCGCUCAGCGCCUACUUGCGGCCAGGGGAGUUGUGUGGGCUCCGCGUUCGAGACGUCGUCCCUCCCGCCCUUGGCUUCGGACCAGAAUGCCAGAGGUGGUCGCUCAUCUUGGGGCCUUCGGACGACAACGGAGACCCGACCAAGACAGGCGUGUACGACGACAACGUGACCUUGGACCGCGACAACCUGCAGUUCAUCGGCGACUUUACCGAGCGUUAUCGCAGAGGGAAGCAACCGAAGGACCCGUUGUGGCAGUUCUCGCAGGCGGAGUUCGGCAUCAUGAUCGCGAAGGCCGUGAAGGUCUGCUGUUUCGAGAGCAUAGGGAUCGCGCCCUACAGCCUGCGCCGCGCUGGCCCGUCUUGGGACGUGAUCACAGGACGAAGAUCGCAGCUGGAGGUUCAGCGUCGAGGUCGCUGGGCCAGCACCAGCUCACUCAUCAGGUACGAGAAGUCCAGCAAGGUCAACUCGCAGCUAGUGCAGCUCAGCGACGACGUCCAGGAGCACCUCAGGCGCUGCAGCUCGCACCUUGGUCACAUCUUCCUCGGCUUGGUGUCCGCGCCCCUGCCGCCUGGUUGGAGCGCGGCGACAUCUUCGUCGAUGUGUUCGCCGGCGCCGAAGGCGUCGGCAAGGCCGUGGCAAGGUGUGGCAUCUCGUCGCUAG
Prorocentrum cordatum is the source of this 4792-nucleotide messenger RNA. Lineage: Eukaryota; Dinophyceae; Prorocentrales; Prorocentraceae. The record is from the annotation of a GenBank genome assembly.